Molecule: messenger RNA, 856 nt
Organism: Ixodes scapularis (black-legged tick)
Lineage: Eukaryota; Metazoa; Arthropoda; Arachnida; Ixodida; Ixodidae
Product: hydroxyproline dehydrogenase
Exons: 6
Coding region: 42-815 (257 amino acids)
Cellular component (GO): mitochondrion
Molecular function (GO): proline dehydrogenase activity; FAD binding
Source: RefSeq, a predicted model, not a curated record
AAGAGCUCGGUUUUGAAGCAAAGGAUCGCUUGCUGUUGCAUAUGGGUCUCGCCAACGUACGACGGAUCUGCCAGGCGUCGAGGGAUUUGGGCGUAAAAACUUUGAUCGACGCCGAACACGUGAAGAUCAACCCUGGCAUCGACCUUCUCGCCUUGGCCCUGAUGGCCGUCUUUAACAAGGACCAGCCGCUCAUCGGGCACACGUACCAGUGCUACCUGACGAGUACCCAGGAUCGUUUGGAGCGCCACCUUGCGCUGGCGGCGUCGCUUGGAGUUAGCUUUGGGGUGAAGCUGGUUCGUGGAGCCUAUAUGGACUCCGAGCGGAGGAGGGCGCUCUCGGCAGGAGAUUCCAGCCCCGUCUUCGGCACGUACGAAGAGACUAACAACAACUACAACAGGCUGCUGCGUCGGCUUAUGUGGUUCGUUGCUGACUCUGAACGGGAGUGCAACCUGGUCGUGGCAUCUCACAACGAGGAAUCCAUUCAAACAGCAAUUUCAGAGAUGCGAGCUUUAGGGCUGCAGCCUGACGAUCCCCGAGUCAGCUUUGGCCAGCUCUUGGGAAUGUAUGACCAGACGACCUUCCCCCUUGCUCUGGGUGGCUACAACGUCUACAAGUCCAUCCCGUACGGUCCUCUGACCGAGCUGCUCCCGUACCUGGCCAGGCGGGCGAGCGAAAACCGAGCGGUGCUGCGGAGUCCCGCGCGGGAGCGCUGCAUGCUCGCCCGCGAGAUACGCCGCCGCCUUGUGCCUUCCUUCGGACGACGGUCGACAAGUGCCACCGUCGACGGUCAAUCCGGCAGCGGCAGUGGGCCCUGAGCUGACCACCUGGAUUGACGUCCACAGUAUAGGAGGUAUAC